This is a messenger RNA of Oncorhynchus tshawytscha (Chinook salmon), 3951 nucleotides long. Its product is annotated as AFG3-like protein 1. Lineage: Eukaryota; Metazoa; Chordata; Actinopteri; Salmoniformes; Salmonidae. Gene Ontology annotation, cellular component: membrane; m-AAA complex. Gene Ontology annotation, biological process: protein-containing complex assembly; mitochondrial protein processing. The record is from RefSeq and is a predicted model, not a curated record. Gene Ontology annotation, molecular function: zinc ion binding; ATP hydrolysis activity; metalloendopeptidase activity. The coding region runs from base 95 to 2500 and encodes 801 amino acids. The transcript is spliced from 17 exons.
UCACUCGGCGUAAUCGUAGCUAGUUUUAAACUGUUGAGGCUCGGGAGUCGAUCGACCCCAACAGCGGGGACACUCUGCCUGCUCCAGCCGAAGUAUGGUUCACAUGAUGGGGCUGCUUUCAGUGAGUGUUGUGCCCCUGCGGAACGGGGUGCAGGCUUGGGGCAGAGGCUGCGCCACCAUCCACGCAGCUUUUCGCUACAAUAACUUUAGCUCAUUAUCGAAGUGUUCUGCAUUAAAACGAAUCAAUCCCAUGGGAUUAAAUCAAUGCACUUUCACAUUGGCUCGAUUGCUCAGUUCCAAACCCCCACGAGGAUUUGAGAAGUUCUUCCCAAAGAGUGAGGACACUCCUGGAGUGAACAAAUCAUCUGAAGAGACCGGAGAUGAGAAGACCAAAGAGACAGAGUCUCAGGGCGGAGGAGAAGAGGGACAAAAUGAAAGUGGCGAGAGAAAGAGGAGGAGAGGCGGAAGGAAGGAUGAAUCAGACUGGUGGACACGCUUCCAGAAUGAUUUCCCCUUGGAUGAGAAGACCAUGCGCAAUGUCGCGAUCGGAUUCGCCGGCAUGGCCUCUGCGUUCCUGUAUUUCUACUUCCGAGAGAUUGGGAAGGAAGUCUCCUGGAAGGACUUUGUAAAUAACUACCUGGCUAGAGGACUGGUGGACCGUCUGGAGGUAGUCAACAAACAGUAUGUCAGAGUCAUCCCAGUGCAUGGAGUCAACACGUCAGAGGUGAGCUACCUGUGGUUCAACAUCGGCAGCGUGGAGACGUUUGAACGCAACCUGGAGCUGGCCCAGCAGGAGAUGGGCUUGGACUCUACACACAGAGUACCUGUGAUCUAUGGAAGCGAGAGCGACGGUACCCUCCUGAUGAGCAUUCUUCCAACCCUGUUGCUGGUUGGCUUCCUGCUCUUCACCAUGCGCCAGGGACCAAUGGCAGGAGGCCGUGGCGGGGGGCGGGGCAACCCCUUCAGCAUGGGGGAAUCCAAGGCCAAGGUCAUGAAGGACAACAUUGAUGUGAGAUUUAAGGAUGUGGCGGGCUGCGAAGAGGCCAAGAUGGAGAUCCUAGAGUUUGUCAACUUCCUGAAGAACCCCCGGCAGUACCAGGACCUGGGGGCCAAGAUUCCCAAGGGUGCAGUGUUGUCGGGUCCCCCUGGCACAGGGAAGACCCUGCUAGCCAAGGCCACAGCCGGAGAGGCCAAUGUCCCCUUCAUCACCGUCAACGGAUCUGAGUUCCAGGAGAUGUUUGUUGGCGUGGGUCCAGCCAGGGUAAGGGAUAUGUUUGCCAUGGCCCGUAAGAAUGCUCCCUGCAUCCUGUUCAUCGAUGAGAUAGAUGCCGUGGGCAGGAAGAGAGGCAGAGGGAACUUUGGGGGACAGAGUGAGCAGGAGAACACACUCAACCAGCUGCUAGUGGAGAUGGAUGGGUUCAACACCAGCACUAACGUGGUCGUCUUGGCUGGAACCAACCGACCAGACAUCCUGGACCCAGCACUGAUGAGACCUGGGCGCUUCGACAGACAGAUUUACAUAGGUCCACCAGACAUAAAAGGCAGAGCAUCCAUCUUUAAGGUCCAUCUGAGGCCUCUGAAGCUGGACUCCAGUAUAGACUCUGAAGCUUUGGCCAGGAAACUAGCUGCCCUCACACCUGGCUUCACUGGAGCUGAUAUUGCCAACGUGUGUAAUGAGGCGGCCCUGAUAGCAGCACGCUACCUUAACGAGUCUAUCAUCGUCAAGCACUUUGAGCAGGCCAUCGAGAGGGUCAUCGGAGGUCUGGAGAAGAAGACCCAGGUACUACAGCCAUUAGAGAAGACCACUGUAGCAUACCACGAGGCUGGCCAUGCUGUGGUGGGCUGGUACCUGGAACAUGCUGACCCUCUGCUCAAGGUGUCAAUCAUCCCCCGGGGGAAGGGUUUGGGGUAUGCUCAGUACCUCCCUAAGGAGCAGUACCUGUUCACACGGGAGCAGCUGUUUGACAGGAUGUGUAUGAUGCUGGGGGGACGUGUGGCAGAGCAGGUAUUUUUUGGGAAGAUCACCACAGGGGCACAGGAUGACCUCCGGAAGGUCACGCAGUCUGCCUACGCACAGGUGGUUCAGUUUGGGAUGAGUGAGGUGGUGGGCCAGGUGUCUUUUGAGCUCCCCAGGCAGGGAGAGAUGGUGAUGGAGAAGCCUUACAGCGAGCCCACGGCCCAGCUCAUAGACCAGGAGGUCCGCUCACUCAUAGACGCUGCCUUCCAACGCACACAGCAGCUCAUCACUGAGAAGAGAGAUGUGGUAGAGAAGGUGGGGAGGCGUCUCCUGGAGAAGGAGGUUCUGGACAAGGCUGAUAUGCUGGAGCUGCUGGGUCCUCGCCCCUACAAGGAGAAGUCUACGUAUGAGGAGUUUGUGGAGGGGACGGGGCCCAUGAAGGAGGACACCUCCCUUCCAGAGGGCCUCAAGAACUGGAACAAGGACCGGGGGACGGAAGAGCCUCCCCAGGAGCAGCAACGCAAGCAGGCUCUUUACCUGUAGACUGACACCACGUCUGACCUGGCCCCCACCCAACCAGGCCACUGGAGGAACAUGUUGAGACUUAAUUUGGUGAGGGGAGGGCACUUGACAUGACCCAGACAGACUGAUAACAGGAGAGGGUGUCAGGUUUAAGAAGGCACCCCUGCACCGUGUCCCUGAUGGCUACAGAUUGAGGGUUGUGGGGUGCAGCAGGGGAUCUGUUCCAACAGCCUAGAUUGUGCCAAUUCUCAUGUAGACUUUUUUUAAAAUUUGUUUGGGAAAAAAGGUGUUCCUGUAUUUUGGUUUUGCAGGGCAUGCGAUUCAUCAAUCUGUGAAGGAUAUCCUCCACGAUGCUGUUCCUUUCCUUCCCUGGAGAUUCCCUGCUGUACUAUGUUCCUCCUUUAUCCUGACCAUAGUGCAUUCCAGGGCCCUAGAGACCAUGGUCGUCACAGGGAAAAGAUAUUGUUUUAAUAGUUUUGUAGUAUUCAUUAUUUGACCUUUUUCAUUGUGUGUUGGAUGAGUUUGUCUGACAUGCAACAUUUUUAUGAAUAUAUGAUCAUGUACAUCAGGGAUGGGUGACUGUCUGUGGCCAUUUUGAAGGCCCUUGGAUAAAUCCCCCCCAACUUACUGUUGUGAGUUAAAAUACACAAGGUGCAAUUUCUACAUUUGGUUGCACAUCCGUUUUUCUGUUAUGUUAGUCAAUUAGCAAUUUUAUUGAUGUAUUUUUAUGUUGUAGGUAUGCAGAUCUGUGAGCAACUGCGGCCCCUCAUGAUGAGUUCAGUUUUUUUGUGGCCCCCACCCCCAUCAAUACUACCCAUCCCUGAUGUACAUCUCAUUUGAAGUGAGAUGGUUUCUUUUAGAUUUCAUAUUGGAACAUGAAGGGCUAUGUGAGUGUGUGUGGUGCUAAUUUGUCCUCUUUCACACAUGUACAAGUGUAUAUUAAUACCGUGUGUGAUUUGGACAGCCAGGGUCUGCCAUUAUCAACGGCGACCCUGUAGGUAAGUGCCUUGCUCAAGGGCACAUUGACAGAUUUGGUUUUCACCUUGUUGGCUCUGGGUUCUAGCAACCUUUAACUAGCAACCUUUAAGUUACUGUCCCAACGCUCUAUCCGCUAGGCUACCUGCCGUGCUACGUAUAAUCCUCAACGUUUUUGCUACCUUCUGACCUUAUUGAAUUUCAGAGACGUGUUCAUGUUCCCAUGUCUCUCUUCAGUCAUUGACACUUGUUAACUAAACAGCCAUGUGACUGCAGAGGGUUUUCAGAAAGCUCAGCAGAAAUCCAGUCCAUGCAGAGCAGACUGUAACACUGGGACAGUAUGAUAUUUACAUUGUAUUUUAUAGGUUCAAACUGUUAGUCGGCCUAAUUGAAGAAAAUCACUCCUGUGUUUCAAUGGCACAUUGUGUUAGCUAAUCCAAGUUUAUCAUUUUAAAGGCUAAUUGAUCAUUAGAAAAACCUUUUGCAAUUAUGUUAGC